UCUUUUUGCUUUCCAACAGCGCAUGGACCUGGGAGAAUGUACAAAGAUCCAUGAUUUGGCACUGAGAGCAGAUUAUGAGAUUGCAAGUAAAGAGAGAGACCUGUUUUUUGAAUUGGAUGCCAUGGACCACCUGGAGUCCUUUAUUGCAGAAUGUGACAGGAGGACAGAACUGGCCAAGAAACGACUGGCUGAAACACAGGAGGAGAUCAGUGCUGAAGUGUCUGCAAAGGCGGAAAAAGUGCACGAGCUGAAUGAAGACAUAGGGAAACUUCUGGCGAAAGCUGAGCAGUUAGGAGCAGAAGGGAACGUGGAUGAAUCUCAAAAGAUCCUGAUGGAAGUGGAGAAAGUCCGAGCAAAAAAGAAAGAAGCGGAGGAAGAAUACCGCAAUUCUAUGCCAGCUUCCAGUUUCCAGCAGCAGAAGCUGCGCGUCUGUGAGGUCUGUUCAGCAUACCUUGGUCUCCAUGACAAUGACCGCCGUCUCGCUGAUCAUUUUGGUGGCAAAUUACAUUUGGGCUUCAUUCAGAUCCGUGAGAAACUGGAUCAGUUGAGGAAAACAGUGGCAGAAAAACAAGAGAAAAGAAACCAGGAUCGUUUGAGGCGGAGAGAGGAACGAGAACGAGAAGAGAGAAUGGGCAGACGGUCUGGAUCAAGAAACAGAGAUCGUAGAAGAUCGCGAUCUCGGGAUAGGAGGCGAAGGCGCUCGCGAUCAGUUUCUCGUGAAAGACGGAAGUCCCGCUCCAGGUCCCGAGAACGUGACCGACACAGACGCCACCGAAGCCGCUCACGCAGCCACAGCAGAGGUCACCGCCGGGGUUCUAGAGACAGGAGUUCAAAACAUAAAUCCUCUAAAGAUCGAUCUUCAAGAGAAAAGUCACGAGACAGAGAGAAGAAAGAGAAGAGCUCUUCUGAGAGACGGCACGAGAGCACAAAUGGCAAAUCUCGUUCCAAGAGAUCAGAAGAGAGAGAAGCUGGCGAGAUCUGAACUCAAACGAUCUGUGUUGCACUGUAAAUAGUCUGAUGAAACAUUCUACACAAAGCCUAAAUUUCCCAUUUAUAUUUACUGAAUACAACUCAUCUUUUGUAGUUUUGAAUUUUUAUUGUUUGGCAGAUAGCUGUGAGUUUGUAGGGAUACAAAGUUAUGUACUGUUUAACAGGAUUUGUUUUAGUAGGAAUAAAUAAAUCUGAUGGAUUGUUUUCAACACGGGCUAGUGAUUUUACACACUGUGUGUUUGUCACAAACUAACGAAUGCAGCGGUUAGAGCUAGUCCUGUGGUUGGAAACACAACCUGCUGUAAUAUUUGUAACACUUGUGCCCUUUCAGAACAUCCACUUUGACCCCUUGCACCACUGGAGUUUGAAAUCAGUAGCACUGAUGCUAACUGAAUUCAUUUUUCUUCAGUUUGUACAUGUUCAGAGGAAUUAGGGAUUUCUUUUUUUUUUUUUUUUAAGUGUUUAGGAAGCUCAUUUCAUGUUUUCAGGAUCUGAAAGAAUCCCUUGCUAUUCCAGUUAGAGACAAACGAAAUGUGCCCCGAUCUUUCUCUUAAAAGCUACUGUUCAUCUUUAUGAAGAUGGCUUGCGCAUCUGGGGCACUUUGUCAAGAUACUUUCAGGUCUACCCCUAGUGAUGAUAUAGGUACCUAGUAUAGGAAGCCUGUGUUUGAAUGAGUUAUUUAGAUUGGUCUCUUGUAAUUGAGUUCAACAAUGAGGAUUUUCAGAGCUUGUCUAUUAACCUGCGCACUAUGAUCAGAUUAUAACUUCCUAGAUCUGGUUUUGCGAGUUGUGAAAAUUUGCAGGUAUAAGUCAUUAGGGACCAGUCAAACAAAGAUUGUUUGCUUGUUGGAGGCAGGCUUCUAAUCAAGAUGGAGCAGAAUUCUGCUUUCACAUACAUCUUAAGGAUAGUUGCUUGUACAGAUUGCAGUGUAUGUGAAUUUCUGCCAAACUCUUCUCAAUGCUUUCAGCUGCCAGUGAAAUAAAUCUGGUGUAUAGUAAUAAAGCAGGGAGGCAGGGUGGGAAUUACAAAAGCAUAAUUGUUUAUUUUUUAAAUUAAGGACAAAAACUUCCUGUUCCAGCCACAGUGGUGACCCUGAGACUGCACAGAUAGUGUAGCUGAAGCAGUUACAACACAUGCUGAAUUUGAGCUGAGGAAGUGGAAUUCUAGCCACUACUGUACAGUUUUGACCUACCAGCCAGCCUGUUCAUUAAUUCAUUCAGGCAGGUAUCUUAAAUUAAGACAAUUAAUCUUAAUAUUUUCACUCAGUGGAAACGCAAGGCAUUUGUAAAUAAAACUAGCAGUACAUCUAGUGUGUUGGGGUUUUCUGGCUUUUUUUUUUUUUUUUUAGAUUAACUUUUUCCCCACCUCCUUUCUUUAAUUUGGGACUUUUUUUUUUAUUUGCAGAGGUGCAGGAGCUGUCCUUACUAUGUUAGUCUUCUAGCUGCAUGUUUAAUUAUGGCCAGAAUCUAGUUGCUUUUUAUUUUACAACUAAUAUUACAUUUUAAUUAUUUUUAAUCUCCAUGUACCACAGUCUGUGAGGUCCCUCCCUUUAGGGCUGUUACUUGCAAGGUCACCUCUGGAAUACAUUAACAAGUGAUGAGAGAAUGCCAAUCGGAUGGCAGUUGUAAUAGGUGCAGUGGGCCCAAUUUUGUCUUUAGGUACACGUGUAAUUUCUGUUGAAGCUAGUAGUGAGGACAGGGUCUGGCCCCCAGAGCAUUUCCUUUCAAGGAAUACAAAUGACCUAAUUGAACUCAAAAGCUGAUCACAUGCAAAUGUAGUGGAGUGUUAGAAGGGACCCCACCUUGCACUGAUGUGUUGUAUGUGCAACAUUUGCAGUCUGUCAUGAUGUCAGAGCAUUUUGUUCUUUAUAUGGCACCUUUGCUUAUGAAGAGGUUUGGUCUAAGCAUAAAACUGUAAGUAAAAAUGCUGUUCUCUUGCCAGUCUGACUCACAUUAAAGACUUAUGUUUGUGGC
Messenger RNA from Alligator sinensis (Chinese alligator), 2963 nucleotides. It is a transcript of the gene LUC7L, whose product is annotated as LUC7 like. Gene Ontology annotation, biological process: mRNA splice site recognition. Lineage: Eukaryota; Metazoa; Chordata; Crocodylia; Alligatoridae. The record is from RefSeq and is a predicted model, not a curated record. Gene Ontology annotation, molecular function: mRNA binding. Bases 23 to 982 code for a protein of 319 amino acids. The transcript has 8 exons. Gene Ontology annotation, cellular component: U2-type prespliceosome; U1 snRNP.